UCAACAUGUCGGACAACGAGGACCUUUUGGGAGAGGAUUUAGGAGAUCACAGUCUUGCGGACUACAACCUCGGUAACGAAGAAGAAGAACAGCUUCUCGCUGAUGAUUAUGAUACUGGUGCACCACAAAAUGUACCAAGUUCACACGGACCUGCAUACAGGGAGCCAGUCAGUGUUGUACCUAAUGAGUUCCCUUCUCAAGCUAUGGAAUAUAGUCAGCCAGCACACACUGCGGAAGCAGAAUGUGUGGUACCAAACAUAACUGUGGAGGUACCGAAUGUGUCACACAGACCUCACUCCACAUAUGCUCCUUAUGAACCACCAGUGUAUGAUGAAUCAGCGGUAGUUCCACCACCUAUUCCUGCAGCGCCAAUGGAGUCACCACAAAUAGUACCAUCAGAAGUACCCAGUGUUUCAAAUGGUGAGCCUGGUCGGAACAGAUUUAUAUCAGAAAGGACUGGACCAGUGAGGACUCCACAACAAAGAAACAUACCAGACUCUUUGGACAAAGUGAUAGUGCCAGGUGGUAUGCCUGGUGCAGUCCGGGGCCGCAACUCUUGGCGACACCCGCAGUACCGGGCACCUCAUCCCUACCGGAGACAAAACUUCCGUGGAAAUUUCUCAACUCGUCACUCAUUCCCGCCGCCACAGCGGCCGCCUCUCGACCCGCAGCCUGAGCUCGGGCCGGAAAUUCCGCAAAUGGGCCCCGAGAUAUCUCCGGAAAGACCAAUACUGCCCCAAGAUAUGCCCCUGAUGCCCCUAGAGAACCGCCCCUUCGGUCAGGGCCCACCGAGAUUCCCGUACCGCAACGAGGAACCAAACUUCCAGAAUGUUCGGCCGAAUUUCGAACGACCAAUGUUCUAUCAGAGACCAGCUUUUAACCCGAGAUUUGCCCCGCCGGUUCGAGAGAUAGCGCCCCCGAGUUUGCCCCAAAUUACAAUACCAGCGGGUAUCCCCAUGAUGCCCAAAGGCAGGGAGCCGGAAGUGAGGAUGUUGCCAGUCCAGUUGCCCCCGAAUUUGCCCCCUGGGGGACUCGCCGGGAAGAAAGUGUUGAUCAAUCCCCAUUUCAAGGGGAAUUUCCAGCCUCCAAUUGAAGGGCUACCAGCGUACAUACCGACCAGAAUACAAAAAACUCCGCCGCUCAGUCCCACGUUGGAGAGCAAAUUCGGACCAAUCAAAGACAUAGACGAUGCUGCAGAGCGGUUCAUUGCAGAACAGAGAAACGCGCUAGCCCGAGCCGCUGGCAGAAAAUACGCGAGACGGUCACCUCAGAGAUACAUAGAAAACACGACGAUCGAGAUAGAGAACGAUCUCGCGCGGCGCGACGACGACGAGCUGCUGCGCCGCCAGGAGGAGUUUAUCAACGCCAACCGCGCCGGCCUCCGACGACGAAUGCGGUCUCCGACACCGCCGCCGCGCCGCUCGCCGAGCCCGCGCCGCGCGCGCCCGCCACCGCCGACGCACACGCACGCCCCCAGUGACGAGGACAGCGAGUACCGACGUCGUGUUCGCGAGCAGGAGAACAUGCGCGAGCGAGUGUUGCGCGCCAAGGAGGUCAGACGCAGGAAGAACGCCGUAGCGCUGCAGAAACAGCUGCAGGACAGAGAGAAAGAACAAGAAAAGGAGUUGACCAUAGAGAAAGCAAGAGAAAGUCCACCAAAAGUAAAAGAGGAAAUAAAACCUACGACCACACACGAACAAGACGUGAAACCCGAUACCACACGUAACACGCCCGAGAGGAGUGUGAAAGAGACGCCAAAACAGAAAGAGAUAGAGAAACCCAAGGAGAAGGAAGUAGAGAAAGUGAGAGAACGAUCUCCCGUCUCACGCAAGGUGGAGAGUGCUGAAGCUAAUUCUACAUGUGAUGGACUGACGCCGCCGCGGGAGACGCUGACGCCGCCCCUAGACGACGAUGACUUGGACCUCAUACUGGGCGACAUCGACGGCAUACUGUCCGAGGAUGACGAGCCCACCCCUCAGAAGCCAAAACCUAAGAACGAAACGAAACCUGCGGCGGAUCUACGCUCCAAGCUGCCCCCCAAAAUCAUCAAAACUACCACCACGAUAGAAAAGAAACCCCAGCAGAGACAGAAAAUUGUCUUCAAUGACGACAAGGACAAAAAGAAAAAAGAGAAAUCUCCUAUUCGACGAACAGUCUCUACAAUUAGCAAGAAUCAUGAUGAUGACAAAGAAAAAGCGUCAAAGACAAAAGAAAGUGUAACUAACACACCACCAGCUAAAUCGAGACAGAAAAUAAUUUUUAAUAAACAGAGCGAGAAAGAGACAGAGGAGAAAAAGCAGACGUUCGCGAACAGACGCGUGAUACUGCAGCGUAAGACGAACAAGGAGAAAAUAUUCCGAGUGGAAAAGACUGACCCGACUCGACCCCACCCGGGCAUAUUCAGUCGCGCAGUCACAGCCAUAGUAGACGUCAAAAACGAGCCGCAAGUCGAGUACGACAGCGGUUCGGACGACGACAAUUCGCCCGCGGGCAAAAAGUCCCCCGUGGCCAAACAUGUGGCCCUCGUCACUAAUCUGCCGCACGGCAUGACCGACACCCGACUGACCACGUUGGCCGGCAACGAAGUGCAGAGUUUAAGUUUGGAUAAGGAGGAACGCAGCGCUAAAAUAACGUUCAAAACCGCCAGCGCCGCUGAAAAUUUCAGGAAGAAAUUCAACAAUAAGAUGGUCGCCGCUAGCCGACUCACCGUCAACUUGAAAUAGAUGUAGAAUAUAAGCCUGUAUCUGAUAUAUUUUUCUUUUGAAUAUACCGUUGGUAAAAAUUGAGAAACUAAUAUUUUCUGUAUGUAAGUAAAAGGAAAGAAUGGUAGUUAAAUUACAUGUAAUAGUUACCUUUAACAAACCUUUGCUUGAGGCUUACUUACCUACAUAUUAUGCACUCAUAUUUGUAUGAGGCAAUAUCUCUUUGGAAGUUUGUAAUUAAACAAACAUGUUAACAUAUUUUCUGGUGCAUAAAAUAUAUGCA
This is a messenger RNA of Aricia agestis (brown argus), 2985 nucleotides long. Its product is annotated as titin-like. Bases 6 to 2723 code for a protein of 905 amino acids. NCBI's taxonomy places the organism in Eukaryota, Metazoa, Arthropoda, Insecta, Lepidoptera, Lycaenidae. Gene Ontology annotation, molecular function: nucleic acid binding. The transcript has 19 exons. The record is from RefSeq and is a predicted model, not a curated record.